This is a messenger RNA of Acipenser ruthenus (sterlet), 1180 nucleotides long. RefSeq lists its product as uncharacterized. The record is from RefSeq and is a predicted model, not a curated record. The coding region runs from base 268 to 1026 and encodes 252 amino acids. The transcript is spliced from 4 exons. NCBI's taxonomy places the organism in Eukaryota, Metazoa, Chordata, Actinopteri, Acipenseriformes, Acipenseridae.
GCAUAGGUUUGAAUGUUAUUUCCGAAUCUCUCCUUUAACAUGUUUGAAGGGGACACUGUUUUACUUAAAACGUGAAUUAACGUCUUAAAUCGUGUUAAAAGUGAGCAUGUACAUACAUGCGAUUGUGUAGUUUAUUAGCUAAUUGGCUUUCAUGGAGAGUACUUGAUCUUUAGCAUUUUUCCAGAGUAAAGAAAAGCACAGAGAAUACAUGCAGUAAAUGCCUGAUCUUAAGUAUUGAAUUACUUAAUGUUAUGAUACAUAUUGCAGAUGCAAAGUGAGGAGUUCCCAGGAGAAGACGAGCAUAGUAUUGCCAAACACUUGGACUCCAUAAGAAAAGAAAUAACGAAACUGAGGCCGAACAUUGAAGCCAUAUGUGACAGCAUGAAUAGAACUGUACACACUCGGGAAAGAAUGAUGGAGAAGAAGUCCACUGAAGAAGUUCUUGGUCUGUUUCCAUUCCUAAAGCAUCCUAAACUGCUGUUGCACGAAGUAGAACUACGUUUUGGAGUAAACUUGGAACGGAACCUAAUGAGUGGCCUAUCCAGAAUGGUAGAUCCUAUUUUCAGACUUUCUAGUGGGCAUCUUCUAACUACUGUGAUGUCCUACAUUGAAGAUGCUUCAGAUAAGACACAGGAAAAUGGACUGAGAAUGAAUGCUGCAUUGUUGCUGUUGCCAGCUUUGUUUCGAGAGAGGGAAAAUCUGUUGUUUGUUGUUGACCAAGUACCACCAUCACCUACGCCAACUAUCGUUUUCAAGGGAACAACAAGCCCAUUGGCAGCAGAUGACAUCUCUGUUUGUGUUGAUGGAAUUGAGAUACUCAGUGAUUAUCCAGGAAUGGAUAUCACCCUUGCUGUUGAAUGUAUUUUUUCUCUUUAUUUUUCCUUGGGCAUUGAGUAUCCUAAAGCUCUAAAAAAUUUUCUGACUUUCAUGGAAAGGUACUUCAUGAAGCUGAGUACCUCUGACAAAGUACCUUUGCCAGUGUUAAAGAUGUACAGUCAAAUAACUGCACUUUUACUUGGGGAAUAAUUAUAUUGAUCUGAUGGAAUGCCAUUUUAACAUUUAAUCUGAAAUUAAAUGAAUUUAUUGUGUCAACUAUUUAAUUUGAUUACAAAAACAGAAUGUUUGAUAUAAAAAUGUAAUUGUACAUAUCAAAAAAAGUAUUUAUUUUAAAUGUAAAUGG